AGGAAGCUGCCGACGCUCGUCGCUAAACCACGCACGGGCGUUGUUGUCACGGCGUCUGCCAUUUUGACUAGAGCUACUUUGCGCGCAAUAGAUGGUGUGAUCCGGGCUCUUCGGCAGAUACCGCCGCAUUUUUUUUUUAAACCAAGGCAAAACUCCCUAAGCCCCCUCAAAAAACAACAACUACAACGACAGCCACCAUGCUCUCAGCUGCCCAGUUGCUCGACGAGCUGAUGGGCCGAGAUAGAAACUUGGCCCCCGACGAGAAGCGAGCGAACGUGCGGUGGGACGACGAGAGCGUUUGUCGAUACUACCUGUGUGGUUUCUGUCCGGCGGAGCUGUUCACCAACACCCGCUCCGACUUGGGCCCUUGUGAGAAAAUCCACGAUGAGAACCUCAGGAAAGUGUACGAGAAGAGCUCUCGGUUCAUGAAGGAGGGAUACGAGCGAGACUUCCUGCGCUAUCUGCAGUCGCUCCUGGCCGAGGUGGAGCGGCGGAUUCGUAGAGGCCAUGCCCGGCUCGCACUCUCCCAGGCUCAGCAGAACGCAGGGCAGGGCCCUGGUCCAGCGGGAAAGAAUGAGGAGAAGGCUCAGGUUCUUACAGAGAAGAUUGAAGACUUAGUUGAACAGAUUGAGGAGCUGGGGUCGGAGGGCAGAGUGGAGGAGGCCCAGGGAAUGAUGAAGCUGGUGGAGCAGCUGAAGGAGGAGAGGGAGCUGCUCAGCUCCAACCCCUCGACCAUUGAGAGCUUUGCAGCCCAGGAGAAACAGAUGGAGGUGUGUGAGGUGUGUGGGGCCUUCCUCAUUGUGGGUGACGCACAGUCCCGAGUGGACGACCACUUGAUGGGCAAACAGCACAUGGGCUAUGCCAAGAUCAAAUCCACUGUAGAGGAGCUCAAGAAACUACGCCGUCGCUCCGAAGAGCCCCCGGGUGAAAACCCAGCGCUGAAGAAGGACAAGGAAGACCGCGAGCGAGAGAGGGAGGAAAGGGAGAAAAAGCGCAAAGAGGAGGAAGAAGAGAAGGAGAAGGAGCGGGAGAAAGAACGCGAGAAGGAGAAGGAACGAGAGAGAGAGCGGGAGCGCGAGAGGGAGAGAGACAGAGAACGGGACAGAGAUAGAGACCGGGAGAGGGACAGGAGGGCCCGCCGAAGCCAUUCCAACAGCCGCCACUCCAGUCGAGCGUCCGACAGGAAAAGGAGCAGGUCCCGCGAUCGCCGGAGGUCCAGGAGCAGAGACAAGGACAGGGAGAGGGAACGCAAGCGCAGCAGGAGCCGGGAUAGAGACAGGGAGAGGAGGCGCAGCCGCGAGCGCUCUGACAGAAAGCGUCGCUCCCGCAGUCGUGACAGGAAGAGGUCACGCAGCUCAGAGCGCAAAUCCCACCGCCACCGCAGCCGCAGCAAGGACAGGGACAGGGACAGAGAGAAGGAGAGGGACAGGCGCUCGUCGAAAGACAAAGAACGUAAGGCGACGGAGGAGAGGAGCAGCUCUAAGAAAGACAAGCACUCUGACGGCGAUGCAUCUGCCAUCAAGGCUUCGUCCGAGGCGGAACCGAUGGAGACGGAGGUGGCCGCCUCUGUCUCCUCCCCUCUGCUCAAUGGCCAGCAAGAACUCUUCCAUUCUGAAGGUGACACUCAGUCCAAUUAAAACUGAUCUGAUAGGACCUCAGAUCAGGCUCAGGUAAGUGCGUCCUCCUCCUCGCUCUCCUCUGGCUCUCAACCCAACCCACCACCCUCCCACCCCUCCUCCACCUCUCCCAUCUCCCCUACCCACCCCCUCUCCCCCCCACCCUGUUUAAGUUCAGUUCAAUGCUUAUGUUUUUUUUUUUUGUCUUAUGUACUAUAUGCAUAUAUCUUUAUCCUGUUUUCAAAUAGUGCAUCAUAAGUAUGCACUGAAGAUGAAGGACUAGGCCCGAUGAAUGAGAAGAAGGUAGAAAACAUUCACACAGAGCCAAGAGGGAAAGGCCAGUGUAGCCCUGAGCAAACAUGCCCGGAGGUACCGCUCGUUUUGUAUCGGUUUUUGAUCUUUAUAGAUGUAUACUUUUUUUUGUCUUUGUGGACAAAAUGGCAGUAAAAGAAAACACUAACCUGCCAAUCCAAAGUUCCUGCCUGUGUUUACCUGUUUUUAUCAAAAAAAAAUUGUUUUGUAAUUUUAGGUAGGAAAAUUGUUAUGAUUUUCAUUUGUUGAGAUAAUACACCCCACAGAGGGAGAACGUUAAGCCAGGGUGUGUCUACAUGUUUGUAUAUCUCCACAUUUAUCGUGGGGAUUUUCACUUUCUCGCAUGUAAACACACAGACAUACUUUUUAGCCUCAUUUCUUUUGCUGAAUCAUAACUCGAUUGCCAUGGAUUUGUUGCCCAGCAUUACUGUGCCUGAUAAUGCCAUGCAGUGUGUGUUUGGGGGUGGGGGGGUUGUAGCAACUGGGGGCAGGGGCCUAACGUAACUAACUAACUGGAGGGUAGGGUUUAUCGAAUGAAUUGCAGCUGACUUCCAUACCUCACACAGCGUUGGUGCUGUGAGCGAGACCACAUGAGAAAAAGGGCAAAUUAAAAAUCAUGGAUACUCUGACUGUCAAACUGUGCAGGUACUCACCCCAGGUACUCCUUUCUCUACCCACAUCCAUUUCUGAAUGCUGUUGCCUGUCAGAAAAAAAAAAUUCUUUACUUCUCCAAAACUUGAACUUGGCAGCUUAAUUGUGUAUAUAUAUUUUUUAACUGUUUCUUUAAGUUUUGGGGAAAAGUUCAUUUGGUAGAAAUGUCAGAGAGACACAUUUUUUUAAAAACGCUGAGAUGCACAGACAGCCUGCUUGAUAUACCAAUACCAACACCUGAAAUUGUCACUGAUGUGUUCAUUUCCCCGUACUGUAUUGUUCAGGACCGAGUUAAAAAAAAAAAAGGUUAUUCGAAUGUCUCAUUUGUCCGGUUGGUAGGAUAAUGUGGUUGUACCUUUAAGUGAAAACCAGAUACACUAAUAAAACAUGUCAAGUGCACUUUCAGAUUGGAAAGGGGAAUAUCAAACAGUUCUGUCACUGAUAUUUAUUUUUUUUAGAAAUAUUUAUAUCUAAGGUAGUGACCAGAACUUUGGGUGUCGUUCAGGUUGCAAACUUCAGUCCAAAAAAAUAAAAUAUACUGCACACUAUUUAGAAAAUAGCAGGAUAUUCUUACCUAAUGCAGUCAGAACUUCAUACCUCAUAUUGUGUUACUUAAAUAGAUUGUACUUGUGCAUCAUUAGCAGUGUCUCUUGUGUUUGUUCUGCACUCUCAUCUGUCACUAAACUAAGGAACAUAUUCUGACUAGUCGUCAUUCUGUAGAUGAUGUUGUUGCUCCGGUAGCAGCCGUCGUUACUAAAAAAAGGACAUGUUGCGGGUCCUUUUCUAACAUUGCACUUUUUGGACAUGUUUUGCUCAACAGGGGAAGCUGGGAUAUCUGGUGGAGGAAGAAGUGGAAGAGCGCAACCAUCCUUACCCUGAACCUGACACUUCGCUGCUUAAAAACAAGGUGAACCACAGAUGUGUAGUGGCUUAUUCAAAACCAUGAACAUACAUGUGUAAAUGAGGAGAGUAAAAAAAAAAAAAAUUGAUUGAUUUUCAUGUUCCAUUACGCAUCUUUUGGCUGAAUGAGGGUAGUUGUGGUUCAUCUGAUGUAUUUCUUGGUCGAGAAGCCAGACAUCACUUUAAAUACCAAACGUAGAAGAGAAGCUCAGUGUGGGUUUUUUUUUUGUUUUCUUAUUUUGACACAUCCUCCUUGUUUCUUGGCAUUUAGUGAAAAUGAAAUAAAACAAAACCGUGCUUGUGAUCUGUUUUGGUUCUGUCAGGUUCCACUUCACUUCCUGACCCCCCCCCCCCUUUUUUAAAAGAAGUCAGUUGAAAGCGUAUGUACAGUGUUAGACCAUGAUAGGGCGUGUCUCUUUUCUCCUCCACUUUAGAGCUCACAUUGAUUGCUCGUGUCCCCUUAUUGUAAAAUAAACUGAUUUCAUUUUGAUCAAAGGGUUUUGAAGACUGAAGAUUUGUUUGAUUAUCCUCUGCUUUUAAUGUCCAUGUUGUCUUGAUGAAUAAAAAGUAAAAAACUU
This is a messenger RNA of Scophthalmus maximus (turbot), 4057 nucleotides long. It is a transcript of the gene luc7l3, whose product is annotated as LUC7-like 3 pre-mRNA splicing factor. The transcript is spliced from 10 exons. NCBI's taxonomy places the organism in Eukaryota, Metazoa, Chordata, Actinopteri, Pleuronectiformes, Scophthalmidae. Gene Ontology annotation, molecular function: mRNA binding. The record is from RefSeq and is a predicted model, not a curated record. Gene Ontology annotation, biological process: mRNA splice site recognition. The coding region runs from base 198 to 1637 and encodes 479 amino acids. Gene Ontology annotation, cellular component: U1 snRNP; U2-type prespliceosome.